Molecule: messenger RNA, 866 nt
Organism: Cyclopterus lumpus (lumpfish)
Lineage: Eukaryota; Metazoa; Chordata; Actinopteri; Perciformes; Cyclopteridae
Product: protein MNN4-like
Exons: 3
Coding region: 147-866 (239 amino acids)
Biological process (GO): attachment of mitotic spindle microtubules to kinetochore
Source: RefSeq, a predicted model, not a curated record
ACUUGUGGCGAGAUCUUGUUUGGCUGGCCUGAGCUCGGCUGCUCGAGCUUCCGACAAAACAGAUGAUUCUUUGAGGCGGUGGAGGAGCUUCUCCACACACACAAAAACACCGGGCGGUGGAAGCAGACGCGGUGAAACCAGCCAUCAUGUCGGCCAUCGUCCAGCCGACCCGUGGCACGGUGGGUGGCGCGGCGGCGGCGGCAUCGGGCCACCUGCAGUGCCCCCUCUGCGGCCACUUCUCCAAGAGCCACGCCCACCAGCUGACCCACGUGGCGGCGGCUCACCCCGCCCGCCUGGACAGCGUGACGGUCGGUCGCCUCGGCAACCUCCUGAUGUACCAGAACACCGCCCGGCUCUUCCACUGCAGCGACUGCUUCUUCACCAGCAGAGACUUCAGCAAGCUGUACAAGCACAUCAUCUCCAGACACUGUGAGGACCACAGGGAGGAGGAGGAGGAGGAGAAGAGGGAGGAAAAGGAGAAGAUGAGGGAAGAUGGGGAGGAGCAGGGGGAAAUGAGGGAGGAGCAGAAGAAGAUGAGGGAGGAGCAGGAGAAGAAGAUGAGGGAGGAUGGGGAGGAGCAGGGGAAGAUGAGGGAGGAGCAGGGGAAGAUGAGGGAGGAGCAAGAUAAGAAGACAAGGGAAGAUGGGGAGGAGCAGGGGAAAAUGAGGGAGGAGCAAGAGAAGAAGACAAGGGAAGAUGGGGAGGAGCAGGGGAAAAUGAGGGAGGAGCAGAAGAAGAUGAGGGAGGAGCAGAAGAAGAAGACGAGGGAGGAUGGGGAGGAGCAGGGGAAGAUGAGGGAGGAGCAAGAGAAGAAGACAAGGGAAGAUGAGGAGGAGCAGGAGACAAACAAGGAGGAGAGACGAUGA